GUUAGUUAGCUUGGUAUAUUAAGCUGAUUGCAUUAUCGGAUCGGAUUUAAACUGCAGUCCAACAAUUACUGAAGUACACAUAGUUUAUGCUAUUUUUCGCAAACACUGACUUUCAAUGUACGUAGCUGAUAAGUCUAGCUAGCGUAUACGGAGGCGUUGUUAUUUUGCAAGAUCUUGGGUUUCUUUUCAGGACCGAAGACUGACGGUUUCUGAAAUGUCUUCAGACGAAGACAGGGCCAAGGAGAUUUUAAGGGGCUUCAAACUUAACUGGAUGAAUCUUCGAGAUGCAGAAACGGGCAAAGUCUUAUGGCAGGGGACUGAUGACCUCUCUGUACCUGGUGUAGAACAUGAAGCCCGUGUCCCAAAGAAGAUUCUGAAGUGUAAAGCAGUGUCAAGAGAACUGAACUUCUCUUCCUCAGAGAAACUGGAGAAGUUCAGACUGGAGCAGAAAGUUUUCUUCAAAGGACAGUGCCUAGAAGAAUGGUUCUUUGAGUUUGGUUUUGUUAUCCCAAACUCCACCAACACAUGGCAGUCUCUGAUAGAAGCAGCUCCAGAGUCCCAGAUGAUGCCAGCUAAUGUCCUAACUGGUAAUGUGAUCAUAGAGACCAAGUUCUACGACGAUGACCUCCACGUUAGUACCUCAAGGGUACGACUUUUCUACGUCUGAUCCCCCUGACCGCUGACCCCUGUUCCUACCUUCCAAAAUGCUGAUGUCAUGCCAAGGUCUGUAAUUUACCAAGGUUAGACACAAUUUUGCAGCAGUAAAUAGCUCACUGCUGAUUUGGGAUCUGCACAUUUUGGAGAACCAGCUGCAGUCCUCCAGUCAGUGAGUUAAGUUUUGUAACUUGUUUUGUUUCGACAUGGCCUAGACCUUUGGAGGGAAAAGAAUAGGAGAAGAUGGUACUAUUGUUUUCCUUUAUUCCAAGAUCAUCUCUCUCCAAAAUAUUCCCAUCAUACUGUUCCACUGAAAAUACAUUACCUCUAAUUUUAAGUUGGCCAGGGAGACACUUUGAAAUUACAUGAUAUGCGCUGUUUAAAAAAUCGAUCCUCUUGCACUCUAAGGUUGUAUUUACUCAGGAACAUCACACCAGACUUCUUACCUGUCUGAUCUCACCUUCUUUAUUCUGUUUCACUGAGGUACAUUCAAAAAGGUCAGCAUUUUUAACUCUACAGAACAUCUCCUCUAGCUGUGUCCUAUUACAGAGACUGCCUUCAUCAUUUGUGUCCAAAUCUCUGUCCCUGUAAAAAUGCUUAUUCCUUUUAGCAAAUUUAGCAAAUAUUGAAUAAUACAACUGGGGUGGGAAGUCUGUAACAUCUCUAAAUCAGCUCAGUUUUUGCCAAAUUGUAAAGCCAGUUUAUUGUUUAAGAGAGAGAAGGAAGUUAAGCAGAUGUAUUCUGACUUUGCUGGCCAAAAACUCACAGUUGAUAAGGACUGCCUGAAUGCACUAAUAAUUGUGGUCUCUGUGAGGCCAAGUAAGGAACUGCUGAUGUAGCUUUGCAGACAUUCUCUGAAGUGGGACACAGCUUGUACCAACUAAACAUAUCCCAGUUUCAAAUUGUAUGAAAUUGUAUAAAACAGUACUUCUAGGUUUAUCGUUGGUGGGAGUUUCCUGUUUUUACUGUUUUUAUUACAGCAAACCAGAGCAGGAAGGGAUUAGGUUGGGCUGCUUCUUGUACUGCUUGGAAUGAAAACCUGUACAAGUUGUCAUGAUGACUUGUGUUUUAAAAACACUGUUUCCAAGGAACAUUCAUCUAUAAACAGGAUAGGGUUUUGUUACAUGCAUGUAUUUGACUGUCUGAGUUAUUACAUUGAACUUUCAGCUACUUCAUCUUGUUAAGGUGGAGACGAGGACAUGCAUAAUUUAUUCUCAAUAGUUAACCAUUGGUUGGUUUUAUCCCAACAAUUCACAGAUGUUAACAGCUUACAGGUGUUCAACUAGUUCUGCUUUGUACAUCCUGCCUAGACUUAAACUGUAAUUAUGACUUUCCAUCCAGUUUACUGUGUUCAUGUCAAUGUUUGUUUUUCUUAGCAGCUAACUUAGCUCUGUAAAAUAGACUUGUGAUUUAAUAUGGCUGAAGUUGUGA
Molecule: messenger RNA, 2085 nt
Organism: Cheilinus undulatus (humphead wrasse)
Lineage: Eukaryota; Metazoa; Chordata; Actinopteri; Labriformes; Labridae
Gene: pde6d
Product: phosphodiesterase 6D, cGMP-specific, rod, delta
Exons: 5
Coding region: 215-667 (150 amino acids)
Biological process (GO): sensory perception of light stimulus
Cellular component (GO): cytoplasm
Source: RefSeq, a predicted model, not a curated record